Molecule: messenger RNA, 2801 nt
Organism: Saimiri boliviensis boliviensis (Bolivian squirrel monkey)
Lineage: Eukaryota; Metazoa; Chordata; Mammalia; Primates; Cebidae
Gene: RBCK1
Product: RANBP2-type and C3HC4-type zinc finger containing 1
Biological process (GO): positive regulation of canonical NF-kappaB signal transduction; proteasome-mediated ubiquitin-dependent protein catabolic process; protein linear polyubiquitination
Cellular component (GO): LUBAC complex
Molecular function (GO): ubiquitin-protein transferase activity; ubiquitin binding
Source: RefSeq, a predicted model, not a curated record
CGCCUCCCGGCCCCGCCCCCUCGGGCGGCACUGCAGCGCGACCGGCAGGGUGAGCCUGGGGGUGUCCGGGGAUCGGCGGUCAGCUCCGGAGGACGGGGUGGGAUCGCUCCGAACAGGAGCGCCGGGACCGCUGGGACCCUGCGCUCGGGCAGUGGGGGUCCCGGAUGAGACGACAAGUUUUCCGGUCCCCCUCCCAGUCCCGCCCCACUUCCGGGGCCGCCACUUUCACUUUCUUUUCCGCCGAAGCCGUUCUCCUUGCGACGGACUGGGGCCUCCCGGGAGGAGAGGGCUUUGCCUUGAAACCCGGGACGCCAGGGGCGCUCCCGCAAGUGGGGGUCCUCCGGGACGUGGAGCGCCCCCGCUGGGCGGCGCCCGGGCGUCCUUUCCCCGCGUCUCCCUACCUCUUGCGCCCCGGACUUGUUCCUCUUGCGCCCAUUGCGGACUUGUCUGGGCAUCCCCUGCCCUCUCACCGCCCCACGCGGGGUCCCCGCCUGGUCCCCGGGCAGGUGUGAUGCUUCCCGACUGCCGCGGGUACUACGAGGCACAGACAGGGCUUGGGCCGCGCCGGAGGCCACAAGGCCUGGCUGAGUUGCUCCUGGUGUCCCACCCCUAGCAGGCGACCCGGAGGUAGCGUUUCCCAGGAGCCACGGCCCCCGCCCCCCCAGGGGGAUGGGCGCAGCCACGACAGAUGGACGAGAAGACCAAGAAAGCAGAGGAGAUGGCCCUGAGCCUCACCCGAGCGGUGGCGGGCGGGGACGAACAGGUGGCAAUGAAGUGUGCCAUCUGGCUGGCAGAGCAACGGGUGCCCCUGAGUGUGCAACUGAAGCCUGAGGCCUCCCCGACGCAGGACAUCAGGCUGUGGGUGAGUGUGGAGGAUGCUCAGUUGCACGCUGUCACCAUCUGGCUCACGGUGCGCCCCGAUAUGACAGUGGCAUCCCUCAAGGACAUGGUUUUUCUGGACUAUGGCUUCCCACCAGUUCUGCAGCAGUGGGUGAUUGGGCAGCGGUUGGCACGAGACCAGGAGACCCUGCACUCCCAUGGGGUGCGGCAGAAUGGGGACAGUGCCUACCUCUAUCUGCUGUCAGCUCGAAACACCUCCCUCAACCCUCAGGAGCUGCAGCGGGAGCGGCAAUUGCGGAUGCUGGAAGAUCUGGGCUUCAAGGACCUCACGCUGCAGCCUCGGGGCCCUCUGGAGCCAGGCACCCCAAAGCCUGGGGUCCCUCAGGAACCUGGACGGGGGCAGCCAGAUGCAGUGCCCGAGCCCCCACCGGUGGGCUGGCAGUGCCCCGGGUGCACCUUCAUCAACAAGCCCACGCGGCCUGGCUGUGAGAUGUGCUGCCGGGCACGCCCUGAGGCCUACCAGGUCCCUGCCUCCUACCAGCCCGAUGAGGAAGAACGAGCACGCCUGGCUGGUGAGGAGGAGUCACUGCGUCAGUACCAGCAGCGGAAGCAGAAGCAGCAGGAGGGGAACUACCUGCAGCACGUCCAGCUGGACCAGAGGAGCCUGGUGCUGAACACCGAGCCCGCCGAGUGCCCCGUGUGCUACUCGGUGCUGGCGCCCGGCGAGGCCGUGGUGCUGCGUGAGUGUCUGCACACCUUCUGCAGGGAAUGCCUGCAGGGCACCAUCCGCAACAGCCAGGAGGCGGAGGUCUCCUGCCCCUUCAUUGACAACACCUACUCGUGCUCGGGCAAGCUGCUGGAGAGGGAGAUCAAGGCGCUCCUGACCCCCGAGGAUUACCAGCGAUUUCUAGACCUGGGCAUCUCCAUUGCUGAAAACCGCAGCGCCUUCAGCUACCAUUGCAAGACCCCAGAUUGUAAGGGAUGGUGCUUCUUUGAGGAUGACGUCAAUGAGUUCACCUGCCCUGUGUGUUUUCAUGUCAACUGCCUGCUCUGCAAGGCCAUUCACGAGCAGAUGAACUGCAAGGAAUAUCAGGAGGACCUGGCCCUGCGGGCUCAGAACGACGUGGCUGCCCUGCAGACGACAGAGAUGCUGAAGGUGAUGCUGCAGCAGGGCGAGGCCAUGCGCUGCCCCCAGUGCCAGAUCGUGGUGCAGAAGAAGGAUGGCUGCGACUGGAUCCGCUGCACUGUCUGCCACACUGAGAUCUGCUGGGUCACCAAGGGCCCACGCUGGGGCCCCGGGGGCCCAGGAGAUACCAGCGGGGGCUGCCGCUGCAGGGUGAAUGGGAUUCCUUGCCACCCAAGCUGUCAGAACUGCCACUGAGCUAAAGAUGGUGGGGCCCCAUGCUGACCCAGCCCCACACCCAGGGCUGAGCUUGGGACUUUGGCUCCAACUUCUGGCUGGGAGAUGCUUUUGUGCAGAGGCCAAGUCCCUGAGCUUCGUGGAUGGCCUUGCUUGCUAUCGUGCUGUGGGGCUCUGCCUGCGCUGCUGUUGUCCACGGUCACAUCUGCCCCAGUGCCUUUGUCCUUCCCUUGGGGCUUGCCGGCCAGACUUCUGUCUCCUGCAGCUCCCACCUCUGCCUGAUUCCAGCCAUAAACACGGCCCCUGGCCAGAGGCCUCACUGGGCGGAGCCUCUGUGUGACUCCACGCUCCUCCCGCCACAACGCUCAUCUGCCGAACAUCAGCAUUCACAGCCUCCCUGCCUUCCCCUGCUGGCUUUCUGGGGCUAACUGUUCUCUGCCUUUGCAGUUGGAGGCCUGGGGCCUCUUAGAACUCUUGCUAACCUGUUCAGAGCCAGAAAGGAGACUGGGCAGUUUGGAAAACACAGCUCAUCAGGUCCGGCUCUGCCUCUCCCUCUCUGCAGCCUGUGUAAGCUAUUAGAAUUAAAAUGGUUUUCCAGGAA